UGUAUACUAAAGUAUUGUAUACUAGAUGCCUCAUUAUAUAAAUAUUUAUACGAUUUCUACGUGUAUAUGCUUCCUAACAUGUAUUAUUUGUCUCUCUUAAUAUCUUUUCAGUGAGCGGAUUAAUGUCGCAUGAAUUGUUUGAACGACAAUUAAAUUGUUCUGCAAACAAACACGGAUGGCAACACAGCUUUCAUCAACAGCUGAUCGACAGCUGUUUUCCGAAACUUUAAAGUCCUUACGAAAGUCUAGCAGCGGCGAUUUUGAUUGAGGAACUUUAAUUAUAAUCGUAAAAGUACAAUAAAAAUUUCGAAUCAGUUGAGAAAUGUCGCAUACGUCGGACACAUUGACAAUGCUAUCGAUGGCGUGUGAUUCGUUUUGACAGAUACGAUUGUUAAUUUUGACAGUUAUCAAAUAGUGUCAAAAAAAUUUUGAUACAAUCCGCAAAAUGUCUAUCAACAUAGACAUAAAAUUAAAACGCGCGAGCAAAAUAUAUCACCAGGGGGAGGUUGUUGCUGGUUUAAUAUUGUUAAAAACUAAUUCGGACGUAAAACACGAUGGGAUAUUUCUUACUAUGGAAGGUUCGGUCAAUUUACAACUUAGCUCGAAAAAUGUCGGGAUUUUUGAAGCAUUUUAUAAUUCUGUUAAGCCCAUACAAUUAGUGCAAUACACAUUAGAUGUUGCUCCGUCAGGAAAGAUUCCAAGUGGCAAAACAGAGAUACCUUUCGAAUUACCAUUGAAGCCAAGAGGAAAUAAAUCCCUUUAUGAAACUUAUCAUGGCGUUUUUGUAAAUAUACAGUACUUGAUACGCUGUGAUAUAAAAAGAAGCUUUCUCGCAAAGGAUGUGAGCAAGUCAUUGGAAUUUAUAGUUGAGGAUAAAUCAAAUAUCAAGGUAGAAAAGGAGCACAGUAAAAUCGUGUUCUUUAAAAUAAUGCCGGAAUCUCUGCAAAAUGCUAGAGACAGAACCAAUGUGCCAAGAUUUUGCAUUUCAGGGCGAUUAGAUUCCCUGCACUGCAAAAUCUCUGAGCCCUUGACAGGAGAAGUGAUAAUUGAAUAUUGUGAGGCUGUUAUAAAGUCCAUAGAGUUGCAAUUAGUCAGGGUAGAAACUUGUGGGUGUGCAGAAGGAUACUCUAGAGAUGCGACGGAGAUACAAAAUAUACAAAUUGGUGAAGGCAACGCUUGCACGAAUCUUGCUAUUCCAAUCUACAUGAUAUUUCCAAGAUUAUUUACAUGUCCCACUUUGAGCACAAGCAAUUUCAAAGUUGGUAAGGACAUUAUCGCAUUGUCUUGUUCUAUCUUUUUGAUGUUUAAAACAUACAAAAAUUUAUGUUACAUUUCUAAUAUACAUCAUAUGACAUCUCUUUCCAGAAUUUGAGGUAAAUCUUAUCAUAGUGUUUGAAGAUGAUUAUUUGGUCACUGAGAACUUUCCUAUCAUACUCUCGCGAUAUUGAAAAUUAUAGAAAUAAAAAUGUUUUCUAAAACUGUGUAAUUUGUGAUAUCUUGUUACAUAAAAUAUAUUUAUCCCGUUAUAUAUAUGUAUUCGAAAAAUGCAUAUAAAAGAUAAUAUUUCUCACAUAGAAUAAGUACAUUAUAAGCAAAGAUUUGACAUGUAAAAGGCUAUAAAUACCGAAAAUAAAAGUCUCAGGAGAGAAACUACUCUCCAAGUCAUAUUUCACCUAUUAUGAAAAAGAUUAGAAAAUAUCCUUUCUUCGUUUUUUCUCGUGCAUUUGCUUAUAAAUGACUUAUAUAUAGCCUUUUACAGUACAUGCAGACUUUGGCACACGUUCUAAUUUUAUGAAAAUAUUGUACAUAUAACCUUUCUUUUACAUCAAGGUUUUGACUCUAUUCUUCUUUCAUUCAAGUCCUGCUUUUUGGAUAAAUAACCUAUAAUAUUUUUCUAUUUGUUUAUUCUGUGUUAGUCCAACUGAAGCUAGUAGCACGACGUAACCGAGUACGAAUGUCAGCAAUUUGUGUUGCUUGAACCAUGAGAGCAAUCCGGAAUUAUCGGUAGAGCUGAAAUAUCAAAAUGUUGCUUACAGUAGCGAUC
Messenger RNA from Odontomachus brunneus, 2044 nucleotides. Its product is annotated as vacuolar protein sorting-associated protein 26C. Gene Ontology annotation, biological process: intracellular protein transport. The transcript is spliced from 5 exons. Gene Ontology annotation, cellular component: endosome. The record is from RefSeq and is a predicted model, not a curated record. Bases 446 to 1372 code for a protein of 308 amino acids. NCBI's taxonomy places the organism in Eukaryota, Metazoa, Arthropoda, Insecta, Hymenoptera, Formicidae.